Molecule: messenger RNA, 599 nt
Organism: Halteromyces radiatus
Lineage: Eukaryota; Fungi; Mucoromycota; Mucoromycetes; Mucorales; Cunninghamellaceae
Product: 50S ribosomal protein L14
Exons: 2
Biological process (GO): translation
Cellular component (GO): mitochondrial large ribosomal subunit; ribosome
Molecular function (GO): large ribosomal subunit rRNA binding; structural constituent of ribosome
Source: RefSeq, a predicted model, not a curated record
CGAUGAUCGGAUUAAAGGGAACUUUAAAUGUUAUUGAUAACUCUGGGGCCAUUGUUGCUGAAUGUAUUCGAGUCAUGAGUGGUGCACGAUUUGCUAGAGCUGGUGACGAAAUUGUAUGUGUUGUAAAGAAAGCUCGACCAAUCAAUCCCAACAUUGCCGGUACUCAAGCAGCAUCUCAAAAGGUUAAGAAAGGGGAUGUCAAACAUGGAUUAGUGGUUCGUACAAAGAAGGAAAUGCGUCGUCCUGAUGGUCGUUAUAUUCGCUUUGAUGAUAAUGCUUGUAUCUUAUUGAAUCAAAAGAAGGAACCUCUUGGUACUCGUGUAUUAGGUGUUGUGGCGGCUGAAUUACGUCAAAAGAACUGGAUGAAGGCUGCUUCCCUUGCUCCUCGUAUUAUCUAGAUCAUUUCUCUUUUUCCAUCUCAUAUCUCUUAAAAAAAUCAUUCUCAUUAUUUGGUCUAAUUUUCAUGUAGUAUAGAUACAACUUCGAUUCCAUCAGAUUAGACUUUCACAUAUACUUUUUUUUUCUUAUCAUUAGAACGAAUUCAAACAAUAAAAACUAGAAAAAAAAAAGAAAAAAUCAUCAAUAAUAAUAUAUCAAAG